Messenger RNA from Globicephala melas (long-finned pilot whale), 2355 nucleotides. It is a transcript of the gene BMAL2, whose product is annotated as basic helix-loop-helix ARNT like 2. The record is from RefSeq and is a predicted model, not a curated record. Gene Ontology annotation, biological process: regulation of transcription by RNA polymerase II. Gene Ontology annotation, cellular component: cytoplasm; nucleus; aryl hydrocarbon receptor complex. Gene Ontology annotation, molecular function: RNA polymerase II cis-regulatory region sequence-specific DNA binding; DNA-binding transcription factor activity, RNA polymerase II-specific; protein dimerization activity. NCBI's taxonomy places the organism in Eukaryota, Metazoa, Chordata, Mammalia, Artiodactyla, Delphinidae.
CCGGGCAGAGCCCCGCGUGUGCCCGCGCCCUCACCCCGGGACCGCCGCCUGGGCCGGCGCAGGGCGAGCCCGGGGCUCUCCAUGCUGCCGGCCCGGGGGCUGCGGAGUCGGCCGGGUGGCUCCUGCGAUGGCGACGGAAGAGGAGGAGGCGGCGAGAGGUAAAGUGUUGAUCGAAGGGAACCAGUGCAUUGCUGCCAUGGUUUCCAGUCAUCUGAGCCCAUGGACAAAACCAGCGACUAUUGGAUCCUUCAGCCCACAUGUGACAGAGUUUCCAAGAAAACGAAAAGGGAGUGAUUCAGACCCAUCCCAAAUGGAAGAUGGUGAACAACAAGUAAAAAUGAAGUCCUUCAGAGAAGCGCAUAGCCAAACCGAAAAGCGCAGGAGAGAUAAAAUGAACAACCUGAUUGAAAAACUGUCCGCGAUGAUCCCUCAGUGCAAUCCCAUGGCACGGAAACUGGACAAACUGACAGUUUUAAGAAUGGCUGUUGAACACUUGAGAUCUUUAAAAGGUAUGACAAGUUCUUAUGCAGGAAAUAAUUACAGACCUUCAUUCAUUCAGGAUAAUGAGCUCAGACACUUAAUUCUUAAGACUGCAGAAGGCUUCCUAUUUGUGGUUGGAUGUGAAAGAGGAAAAAUUCUCUUCAUUUCUAAAUCAGUCUCCAAAAUACUUAAUUAUGAUCAGGCUAGUUUGACUGGACAAAGCUUAUUUGACUUCUUACAUCCAAAAGAUGUUGCCGAAGUAAAGGAACAACUUUCUUCCUCUGAUAUUUCACCAAGAGAGAAGCUAAUAGAUGCCGAAACUGGUUUGCAAGCUCACAGUAAUUUCCACACCGCAAGGAGUUGUGUGUAUUCUGGCUCAAGACGAUCCUUUUUCUGUCGAAUCAAGAGCUGUAAAAUCUCUGUUAAAGAAGAGCACGAAUGCUUACUCAACUCAAAGAAGAAAGAUCAUAGAAAAUUCUGUACUAUCCACUGCACUGGUUACUUGAGAAACUGGCCUCCAAAUAUUGUUGGAAUGGAAGAAGAAAUGGACAAUAAGAAAGACAGUAGUAAUUUUACCUGCCUUGUUGCCAUUGGAAGAUUACAUCCAUAUAUUGUCCCACAGAACAGUGGAGAGAUUAAAGUGAAACCAACUGAAUUUAUUACCCGUUUUGCAGUGAAUGGACAAUUUGUCUAUGUUGAUCAAAGGGCAACAGCAAUUUUAGGAUAUCUGCCUCAGGAACUUUUGGGAACUUCUUGUUAUGAAUAUUUUCAUCAAGAUGACCAUAGUAAUUUGACUGACAAGCACAAAGCAGUUCUGCAGAGUAAAGAGAAAAUAUUUACAGAUUCAUACAAAUUCAGAGCAAAAGAUGGCUCUUUCGUAACUUUAAAAAGCCAGUGGUUUAGUUUCACAAAUCCUUGGACCAAAGAACUGGAAUAUAUUGUGUCUGUCAACACUUUAGUUUUGGGACAUAGUGAUACUGGAGAAACAUCAUUACUUCCUUGCAGCUCUCAAUCAUCAGAAGGAUCCUCAAGACAGUCUUGCAUUAGUGUGCCUGGAAUGUAUACGGGAACGGUACUUGGUGCUGGUAGUAUCGGAACAGAUAUUGCAAGUGAACUCUUGGACUUACAAAGGUUACAGUCUUCUUCAUCCCUUGAUGAUUCAAGUCCAACAGAUUUAUUGAAAGAUACUCACACUAUAAACUGCAGGAAUAUGUCAAAUAAGGAGCUGACUACACUAAGUCCUUCUGAAAUAGGGGAGCUACAGGCUACAAAGCAAAACCAAAGUGCUGUUGCUCCCCAUAGGCACGAACCACUCCUUGGAGAAGGUGCCCAGCUGGAUUUUGAUGCCCUCUGUGACAAUGACGACACAGCCGUGGCUGCCUUCAUGAAUUACUUAGAAGCAGAGGGGGGGCUGGGAGACCCUGGGGACUUCAGUGACAUCCACUGGGCACUCUAGCAUUUGAUUUUUAACUCAACAUGAGAAAUAUUUUGAAGCAUUUCGCUUACAAAAAACUAUAUAUUCUUCUGUACUGUACUGAUAACUGUUUUUAUCUUUUAUUCCUAUUAAUGGUUGACCAGUUUUUAUAGAUUUGCUCCUGACUUUCACAGGGGUACAGGGAAAUGUGAUGUUUCCCUUCAAAUUCUCAAAAUUUUCUAUAGACCACUUUACUCACUGACAUAGCUUAAAACCCACUAGUUGCUAUAUUUUUGCUAAAGUCUUUCUAACCAAGGAUACCACAUGUAUCUUGUUUGGGUUUUGUUUUUAUUUUUUGAUGCACUUGUUUUGAGUUUGGGGAAUUUAAUGUGUUGACAUCUUCCUUGUGUCUGAGAUUCAUUUAUAAUUGAUUUAUAAUAGAAGAUUUGUGUAAUUUGGAA